GAACCAUCAGACGAACUUUUAUUUAAAGACAGUGCAGAUUUUCAAGAAGAUGGUGAAAUGGAAUAUUGGUCUCAUAGAAUAGAUUAUCUAAAGAAAGAACAUCAAGUUAUAAAUAAAAUAAUUGAGGCUGAAUAUGAUAAAAGCAUUGAAACAACGAAUAAAACAUUUGAACCCCCCAAAAUUACCCACGAAAAAAUUCAAAAAAUUAAGCCUUGUUUUGAUUGGAGAACAAAGAUAAUGAAAUGCUACGAAGAAAAUGCUCAUCAACCUUUAGUGUGCUCAGCGUUAGUGCAAGCUUUUACUAAUUGUGUAACAAAUUGCAGAUUGGAAGAUUGAAGUUAUAAAGUUUUUG
Spodoptera exigua (beet armyworm) is the source of this 352-nucleotide messenger RNA. NCBI's taxonomy places the organism in Eukaryota, Metazoa, Arthropoda, Insecta, Lepidoptera, Noctuidae. The record is from the annotation of a GenBank genome assembly.